Messenger RNA from Dacryopinax primogenitus, 951 nucleotides. RefSeq lists its product as uncharacterized. Bases 1 to 951 code for a protein of 316 amino acids. Gene Ontology annotation, molecular function: protein binding. Lineage: Eukaryota; Fungi; Basidiomycota; Dacrymycetes; Dacrymycetales; Dacrymycetaceae. The record is from RefSeq and is a predicted model, not a curated record. The transcript is spliced from 2 exons.
AUGCUAGCCAAACGUAAGGCUGAAGAAAACCUCGAAGGAGACAGAGAGGAAAAGAAGGUCGCCCUGGAGCCUGUGGAGCACGAGCAGUUACAGACAGAGGAUGCUGAGCAUGCGGAAGCUGCGGAGGCACCCGUCGAAGAAGACCAUGAUGGGGACGCUGGAAAGCAAGAGGAGGAUGAAGAGGAAGGCGAAGAUACCAAAACACCGGACGACCCCACCCUAGACGAAGACGACAAAGAGGAAGGCGAAGCUGAAUCCUCCAACGACCCAUCCUCAGCCCCAGCCGACUCAUCGUCUGCCGCUCCUGUUCCAACUCCAGCCUCAGUGCAAAAUGACUGGCAAGCCAUCUACGCAGCCCCUUACAACGCAUACUACUUCUAUAAUGUCAAGACGGGUGAAACGACUUGGGUGAACCCUCUCGACCCUUCCGCUGCAGCCCACGUCGAGGCACCAUCGGGUCACGCCACCGUACCAGCCGCGCACGUUCACCCUUCUGCUUCCCCAUCCAGUUCUACGCCAGCGCCAACAUCGACGUCUUCCGCUGCGAACGCUCUGAACAACCCCUGGGCAGCGCCUGUACAACAUUCAGAUUCCCCAGGGGAGGGCAUCGACCCUUUGCUGUAUCAUCUCGACUCGACCCUUUCCUCUCCCGCUCUCACCUCAUCACAUCCAGGACAGUACACCUCCCAAGCGCGGUUCAACGCUCACACUGGCAGGUUCGAGAGUGAUCCUACUCGCCGGCCAGAGAAGAUGGGCGAAUGGGAACGUUGGCGCCGGAUGGGGCAGGUAUACUUUGACGUCAAUAGCUGGGAGAAGGAGGUAGAGGAGCGGAAGGAGAGAGAGGAGAGGGAGGGGAAAGAGAAGAAGAAACCAACGAAGAAGGAUCUUGAACGGUUUGCGGAAGCGAAGAAGCGGAAAAAAUUGGCCAAGACGGCUUGGUUGAGGAACUGA